Acytostelium subglobosum LB1 is the source of this 1194-nucleotide messenger RNA. RefSeq lists its product as hypothetical. NCBI's taxonomy places the organism in Eukaryota, Evosea, Eumycetozoa, Acytosteliales, Acytosteliaceae. The transcript has a single exon. The record is from RefSeq and is a predicted model, not a curated record. The coding region runs from base 1 to 1194 and encodes 397 amino acids.
AUGGAUGAUAAAGUAGUGGAGGAGAACAAUGUGGAGUGGCCAUUGUUGACACAACAAACAAUGACGGAGCAAGCUGAACAACAGAGAUUGGAGAUGAUACGCAAUAACUUGUUGGAAGACUUGAGGAUAUCUUUACAACAUAUAAUAUAUACACUUAUACGUGAAGGUGACAAUCCUCAAUCAACGACAACACUAUACUCUGAUAGCUUUGGAGUUGAUCGUCUAUGUGUAUCAAUCGAGAAGAUAUUAUCUCAUGACUUGUUGGCAAGUUACAACUUGUGGCGUGUCAUUCAACUUUGUCAGACGUGUGCCGCACAGCCUACGAUCGCCCCGCUCGAUUUUGAGGACAUACGACUCAAUGCUCAACUGUCUGAUGCGAGGGGCAAGCCAAGAGCAUACAUCAGACGCCUACUCAAUGCCAACUCACUGUCGGUGUUCUUUGAACGAUUGACAGCAGUGCCCUCAUGUAUUAAAUGUUAUGGUGGCGAGUCGAUUGUACUCGUGGCUCACUCAGCCACUCAUGUUCAAUCAAUAUUCAACAAGAUCGAUGGUAUCAAGUUCAAUCUGAGCACAAGUGAAGGACUGCUGGGCAGCACGAUGUUGGAGUAUCUCACCGAUCACACUCACUUGGCAACCAAUGAUGAGCUCACAAUGAUACUCAACAGACAUGGUGAUGGAGACGAAGAUGUGAUCCCAACCUCAAGGACUGUGAUGGACAGCAAGACAUUGGUUGACAAGAUAAGGAAGUUGGAGGGCAAGAGUGAUGAGGAGUUGAUAUCACAGUAUGAUAAUCAGUAUGAGGAUAUUGAGGAUGUUCAAUCAUUAAUGAGGCGGCAAGGUGAUCUGCACAUGGCAGAGGACCAGCCAUCAACCUUCAACGACUAUAUCGUCAACGAAAAGAAGAAACAACAACUCAUACAAUCAGUCACAAGCAACACGAUCACAUUUGAACAAGCCUUUGCUGAGUUGUCCACGAUUAGUCCUUCAACAACUUCCACAACAUCGAUAACAUCGACAACAUCGACUACUCCACCAUACCAAGUUGUUGAGAAUGAUCCUGGACAGAACUACAAGGAGGAGACGAACUGUUCAUCAUCCAAGCAAGAUCCAAUCACUUUCAAACCAAAGACAAAGGUGUCGAAGCCCAAGGCCAAGCCAAAGAAGGUGUUGGAGCGCACAAUCAACUUUGAUUGA